ACGCCUUCGAUUCCAUGCCGGCGUUGUCCUUCUCUGCAUUGUAGAUCUUUUCUUGGUGCAGCACACCUAUUCCUCAUGGGGGUCCGGCUGUCCUUGGAUUCAUGAUCACCUUCCGCUUGCUGUGGUUUCCUGUUCCUUUCCUCGCUACUUUUGCUACAAUCGCACGCAUCGCCCUCAUCUCAUGACCUGGCCGAUAUAUUCCCCGGAAUGCGGACCUUGGGGAAUUCGCCCGCUAUUCGAAUGAGGUUCAAUUGAAAGUCCUCGAGCCUGCGCAUGACGUCUUUUCAUCCUCCGUCUCACCGCUCUGUCUCUCUGUCAUCAGCUUAUCCAUCGAAUCUGCGAUCGCUGAUAAAGUCAUGUCAAGCUCCCAAUUCACCGCGCAGCAGGACGCGGCGCCCGCGCCGGCGGAUGGCAAUACUGCAAUCCCGCCACGAAAGAGGAGGAAACGCGCACCUGCUGCUGGUGCACCUGUGGACUGUUUCACCUGUACCAGUCGCAGUGUCAAUUGCGACCGCCGGAGACCGUACUGUUCCCGAUGCUUGGACGAUGGCAAAGACUGUGCCGGCUACAAAACUCAAUUGACCUGGGGAAAUGGAGUGGCAAGUAGAGGCAAGCUGCGUGGCCUUUCACUGCCCAUUGCUGGCACUCAGAAGCUCUCCGCGCCCACUUCACCACCCAGGCCAAAGAAGAGACCGUUGCCGCCGCCAUCUCCGUCCCGGCUGCCUCAGCUACAACACAUUCUGAAUGCUGCCCCAGAAGCUCUCCCGGUUCCCCCUCCGGCUAUGCGAUCUCCAGAAGCCGCUGCCAACAAUGCACCGUUCCACUUUGGGCUAUCCCAUCCUCCUCAUAUUCCACCCUCUUAUCCCACGACGACUCGCUCAUGGAGCCCACCGGCAGAACUUCCCGGCGUCAAAAUAGCGCCGAGAGUCUCUUCAUAUCCAGCCCCGUCCUGGGCACCAUCCGUUGUCCGCGGUGCUUCUAUUGGUGCUGGGCUUAGACGACCUAGUGCUGCAUACAGCGGGAGCGACCGAGUAUCACCGAUGUCUCAUUCCCCCCCAUCGCCCGAAUCAGCAUAUUUCGGACGAGUCUUGAACCCCAACUCGACAGGUGUGCCGGUCACCUUGCCCCCGUAUCCCGAAUCGCCUCGAGUUACCUCCCCAUUUGGUGGGUCAUUUCCCGACACCGGGCAGUUUCCCAUUUACCAGAGACAGGACGAUUCCCCUUUCCGCAACGAGCCAGCUGCUCAGGCACUCCUGCCGCAAGAAAUGGAACCAUCCCAGGCCCAGAGCAUCGACGAAGUGGUUGAUGGAGAGGUUGAGGAAGUCCCUCGAGUCCCGUUUGAGAGUGAAUGUGCCAUUGUGGAAGAUGAUUUUGCGGUAGGCUUUCCCGAGUGGUCACUCCACGACUACAGUCUUUCGCUCUCGCCUUUUGCUGGUGUAACAGCUAUUGGAGCAACGCCACGGAUGCAGUACCUCAUACAAUACUACACCCAGGUCAUUUCGCCUGUGAUCGUAGCCUUUGACGGGCCUUCCAAUCCAUAUCGAACACAAAUUCUGAGGCUAGCGGGAAGGAGUGAAACUCUCCAACACGCGAUAGCCGCAUUGGCGGCGAGUAACCUGAGACAGCGGCGGGAAACAGGGCUAUCUACGUGCAAGACAGAUCCUGCGAGGCGGUCAUCCAUGGCCCAUCUCACUCUCACGAAAGAGGAGUGGCAAGAGACGGGCUUGUUGACUCCGCAAGAGCAAGCGCGCGAAGAAUCACUGCAUAAAGGGAUUGCCAUCCAAUCCCUCAACCUGCAGCUUGCUAACCCAGUCCAGCGAAUGGACGACUCGAUUCUGGCUACACUACUUAUCUUGUGUCUAUUCCAUAUUUGCGAUUCUGGAGUUGCGAAGUUCCGCACACAGUUCGCCGGUGUCAAAAAACUCCUUUCCUUACGCAAGAAUGAUCCAGGGCUGAACACGAGGGAAGCCAAAUGGUUUACUCGGAUGUUUACGUGGUUUGAUGCCAUGACUGCCACGGUCAAUGAUCGCGAGGGACAGCUCCAGGGCUACCAUCUCGAUGUAUCUGCCCUCUCCGAUGAGGAGUGGGCAUUGGAGAAUCUUGCUGGGUGUGAUGGGAAUCUGUUCAAGAUCAUCGCUAAAUUGGGCAGGCUGAACGUGUUGAGCCAAGGCAGAUCUGUUGAAGAAAGUCCCGCUAUUGUGUCUCGACCACUGCCCACAAUGCCAUCUGCAUUACAUUUUGAUUACAGCAAAUUUGAUGGCAAUGGCUGGACGCGGAUUGCGGAGGACGACGAAUUGUUCAACGACAAAGUAACCGAGUCCGAUGUCAAAACGCAGUUCUGGCGAGAAUGGAAGGAGAUUCGACAUGCCUUGUUGGCCUGGCAGCUGGAUCCCUCGAUAUUCGACUGCCCGAACCCCGGAGCGCCCUAUUUGACCGAUGAGCAGCGUCUUGAUCUCGGCAACAUAUCCGAGUCCUUCAGAUAUUCCGCGCUCUUAUAUACGGAGCGUCUAGCCCAUCCGCAAGCCCCCAGUACGGACUCGGCCAUCCGCGGGUGGGUACAAGAAUGCCUGAAGUAUAUCAAAGCCGUCAGGUCGGACGUGUACCUCCUCUGGCCGUUGUUCAUCACCGGCAGCGAGUGCGUCGAUGACCUCGAUCGUGAGGUGAUCCGCCAGCGAUGUCUGGACAUCCAAAAGGACAGUGGAUUUCUCAACAACAAGAGUUGCUUGGAGCUUUUGGAGAAGGUGUGGCGCAAUUAUGACGACAAGCGGAAACAGAAUCUGGCUAGCAGCAAGAGCGUGGAUUUCGAUGGAGUUGCGGAUGACGAAACCGGCUUCAGAUUUACGACUAUUAUGAGAAUGGAGAACAACCAGGGCGAGUAUAUUGUCGUCUGAUCGGCGCGUAUAGGUUUCGGAAGAGGUGAACAGGCUCACGGGGUGGGAUGCGAUUGACUGUGACAUAUGUACUGGAGAAGAUCUCGGAGACUCUUGACGAAAGAAUGAUGGCGCUAUUUGGUUAUUGUACAGUAGGAAAAGUUUUUGAAGGCUUGAUUGGUGGUUGUGAAAUCCAUAACUGAUACCAUUGUUGACACUGCAGACGAAAUGCAAUCUUUCCC
Molecule: messenger RNA, 3112 nt
Organism: Cladophialophora immunda
Lineage: Eukaryota; Fungi; Ascomycota; Eurotiomycetes; Chaetothyriales; Herpotrichiellaceae
Exons: 1
Coding region: 357-2891 (844 amino acids)
Biological process (GO): positive regulation of transcription by RNA polymerase II
Cellular component (GO): nucleus
Molecular function (GO): zinc ion binding; transcription cis-regulatory region binding; DNA-binding transcription factor activity, RNA polymerase II-specific
Source: RefSeq, a predicted model, not a curated record